Messenger RNA from Symphalangus syndactylus (siamang), 1027 nucleotides. It is a transcript of the gene COXFA4L3, whose product is annotated as cytochrome c oxidase associated subunit FA4L3. Gene Ontology annotation, cellular component: respiratory chain complex IV. The record is from RefSeq and is a predicted model, not a curated record. NCBI's taxonomy places the organism in Eukaryota, Metazoa, Chordata, Mammalia, Primates, Hylobatidae.
CGUGGUUUCGUCAUGUUGGCCAGGCUGGACUCGAGUGAUCCUCCUGCCUUCAGCCUCCCAAAGUGUUGGGAUUACAGUCCUGAGCCACCGCGCCAGGCCCGGAUACCCUUUUAGAAGGGUUGGCUUUCCCUCAGGCCUUGGCUAUUAGCGCUCCCCUCUUAGGGGGUUCCACCUCCUACUCCCCAAACCUCUAAACUCCUCACAAGCGCCAGGGGUGGCCAAGAGCGACCGGGGUCGGCAGGGGGCGCCCGGGAGCCGCGUGUCCAACGGGGAAAGCGAGUCAGGUACCUCGCGCUCCCCGCCCCAGGCGCGUGACCAGAGCGUGCUGACCCGGCCCACCCGGGGCGGUUGUGGUCGCUAUAUAUAAGGUGAGGAGGCCGCCGGCCCGUUCGGUUCCGGGCGUUACCAUCGUCCGUGCGCACCGCUCCGCGUCCAGAUUUGGCAGUUCUUCGCUGAAGUCAUGAGCUUUUUCCAACUCCUGAUGAAAAGGAAGGAACUCAUUCCCUUGGUGGUGUUCGUGAGUGUGGCGGCGGGUGGAGCCUCAUCUUUCGCUGUGUAUUCUCUUUGGAAAACCGAUGUGAUCCUUGAUCGAAAAAGAAAUCCAGAACCUUGGGAAACUGUGGACCCUACUAUACCUCAAAAGCUUAUAACAAUCAACCAACAAUGGAAACCCAUUGAAGAGUUGCAAAAGGUCCAAAGGGUGACCAAAUGACCAGCCCUCGCCUCUUUCUUCUGAAGAGUACUCUAUAAAUCUAGUGGAAACAUUUGUGCACAAACUAGAUUCUGGACACCAGUGUGCGGAAAUGCUUCUGCUACAUUUUUAGGGUUUGUCUACAUUUUUUGGGCACUGGAUAAGGAAUUAAAGGAGUGCAGCAAUAAUUGCACUGUCUAAAAGUUUGUGCUUAUUUUCUUGUAAAUUUGAAUAUUACAUAUUGAAAUUUUUUAUGAUCUAUGAAUAUUUUUCUUAAAAUUUACAAAGCUUUGUAAAUUAGAUGGUCUUUAAUAAAAUGCCAUUUGUGCAAGAUUU